CUCAGAAAGAAAAGAACUGAGCGGAAAUCAUCUUCAAUUCUCGUGCUGUAUAUAUCUAUCUGUGUAUGCAGGCUUCGAAGCGCUAUCGGAAACCCCACUUUCGUCUUCGUAGAACCAGUGGAAGUUUCAAUUAACACACACACACAGAGAGAGAGAGAGAGAGAGAGAGAGAGAGAGAGAGAGAGAGAGAGAGAGAGAAUGGAGGGCCAAGACGAUGGUGUUGCUGAGCAGAGCCAACAAUACGACCUUCGGUCUAUUCUCUCUUGUUCGGACAGGGAUUUCCUCAUUCGCAACAACGACGAUCAGGUGAAAAUUGACAAUUUGAAAGGUAAGAAGGUCGGGUUGUAUUUUUCAGCGUCAUGGUGUGGCCCAUGUCGACAGUUCACCCCGAAUCUUGUGGAGGUUUACAAUGAACUGUCCCCCAAGGGCGAUUUUGAGAUUGUAUUUGUCUCAGCAGAUGAAGAUGAUAAGGCAUUUAAGGGUUAUUUCUCCAAGAUGCCCUGGCUUGCCAUCCCAUUUUCUGAUUCAAACACUCGUGAUCGGUUGGAUGAGUUGUUCAAGGUGAUGGGGAUACCUUACCUUGUGAUCCUUGAUGAAAAUGGGAAGGUUAUGACUGAGGAUGGUGUUGAGUUCAUUCGGGAGUAUGGAGUUGAUGCGUAUCCUUUUACCCUAGAAAGGAUCAAAGAAAUUAAGGAUGAAGAAGAAAAGGCUAAGCUGGAACAGCCCCUGAAAUUCAUAUUAGCCUCCCGUUCUCGUGACUUUGUGAUAUUGGCUGAUGGAAAGAAGGUAUCCAUCUCUGAGCUCAAAGGCAACACCAUAGGCCUGUAUUUUGCUCAGUCUUCGUACAAGAAUUGUGUUAAGUUCACUCCAAAACUCGUUGAAGUUUAUGAGAAGCUGAAGGCAAAGGGGGAGAAAUUUGAGGUUGUGAUGAUACCCUUCGAUGAUAAUGAAGAAUCCUUCAAGCAAGGCUUUGAAAAGAUGCCUUGGUUAUCUCUUCCUUUCAACGACAAGAGCUGUGUCAAGCUGGCUGCGUACUUUGACAUUCCAACUAUUCCUGCACUGGUUAUUAUCGGACCAGAUGGGAAGACUCUUCAGUCUGAUGUUGUUGAGGCCAUUGAAGAACAUGGCACUGAGACGUACCCUUUUACACCGGAGAAGUUUUCGGAGCUUGAGGAGAAAGAUAAGGCAAAACGGGAUGCACAAACAUUGGAGUCUAUCUUGGUGUCGGGAGAUCUCAAUUUUGUGAUUGGGAAAGGUGGAUGCAAGGUUCCAAUUUCGGAUCUUGUUGGAAAAAAUAUUCUCCUUUACUUCUCAGCGCACUGGUGUCCUCCAUGCCGUGCUUUUCUACCAAAGCUUGUCAAAACGUAUCACCAGAUUAAGGCCAAAGACGAUGCAUUUGAACUGAUAUUCAUCUCUAGUGACAGGGAUCAAACCUCAUUUGAAGAAUACUUUUCCGAAAUGCCAUGGCUUGCAUUUCCCUUUGGAGAUGAGAGGAAGGAGUAUUUGGACCGCAUUUUCAAGGUCCAACGUAUUCCGAUGCUAGUUGCAAUCGGGCCAACUGGACGGACUGUUUCGACAGAAGCCCGCAAACUUGUUAUGUAUCAUGGAGCCAAUGCUUAUCCCUUCACAGAGGCGCGAUUGAAGGAGAUUGAAGCAGAGAAUGAGGAGAUGGCAAAGGGGUGGCCUACGAAGGUGAAGCAUGAACUCCAUGAACAUGAACUUGAGCUGAUUCGACGCCCAGGGUACAUGUGCAAUGGGUGUGGGGAAGAAGGAAUACUAUGGUCUUUUUAUUGUGAAGAGUGUGAUUUUGAUCUGCAUCCAAAGUGCGCUUUGGAAGAAAACAAGGCAACGAAAGGGGAGACAAAAACCAAAAAAGCUUGGUUUCAAAACUGUGGCUUUUUUGCGUUCAACACCAGGCAACGCAGAUUUGAGAAAGAAAGGGUUAAAAGGAAGGAAGCUAUGGCUAACGGCGAUGGAAAUGCUACUCGCGAUCUCGUAUCUCUUCUCUCCGGAGGAGAAAGGGAUUUCCUUGUGCGUAACAAUGGCGACAAGGUUAAAAUUAGUGAUUUGGUUGGAAAGAAAGUGGGGUUGUAUUUUUCCGGCUCAUGGUGCGGUCCAUGUCGCCGUUUCACCCCGGAUUUUGUUGAAGUUUAUGAAGAACUCUCAUCGAAGGGAGACUUUGAAGUUGUCUUCGUCUCAUCAGAUAGAGUUGACGAAGCAUUUGUUGCCUACUUUGCGAAAAUGCCAUGGCUUGCAAUUCCAUUUUCUGAUUCUGAGACCCGUAAGUGCCUUACGGCAUUGUUCAAAGUUAGGGGGAUUCCUCAUCUUGUGAUCCUGGAUGGGUCUGGUGAGGUUUUAAGUGAUCAAGGGGUUAAGAUCAUAAAGGACUACGGUUCAGAGGGCUAUCCAUUCACACCCGAAAGAGUCAAAAUCUUGAGAGAGGAAGAAGAGGCCGCGGCGAAGGAACAAUCUUUGAGGUCUAUCUUGGUUUUCAAGUCUCGUGAUUUUGUGAUUUCAAACACUGGGAUCAAGAUUCCUGUUUCAGAGCUUGAAGGGAAGAUGGUUGGCCUGUAUUUCUCAAUGACUGUCCAUAAAGGGUGCCUUGAAUUCACCACAAAACUCAUACAGUUUUAUAACAAGAUCAAGGACCUAGGCAAUAACUUUGAAAUCGUUCUAAUAUCUCUAGACGAUGAGGAAGAACCUUUCAAACAAGGUUUUGAAACUAUGCCGUGGUUAGCUUUGCCUUUCAAGGACAAGAGCUGCGAAAAGCUUGCCCGGUACUUCGAGGUUGCAACCCUUCCAACUCUCGUUAUAGUAAGUCCAGAUGGGAAGACCCUUAAUCUGAAUGUGGCAGAACUUAUUGAAGAGCAUGGUGCUGAGGCCUACCCUUUUACACCACAGAAGCUUCUUGAGCUUGCAGAGAUUGAGAAGGCUAAAAACGAAGCUCAAACUUUGGAAUCAAUUUUAGUUUCAGGUGACAGAGAUUUUGUGAUUGAAAACAGUGGUUCUAAGGUACCUGUGUUUGAACUUGUUGGAAAGACCAUCCUCCUCUAUUUCUCAGCGCAGUGGUGUCCACCCUGCCGCGAGUUUCUACCCAAGUUCAUUGCAAUAUACGAUGAGAUCAAGGCCAAGGACACAGCGUUUGAAGUAAUUUUCAUCUCAAGUGACCGUGAUCAAUUCUCCUUCGAUGACUUCUUUGCAAGCAUGCCAUGGUUGGCCCUCCCUUUUGGCGACAAGAGAAAAGCCCUCCUUCAGCGAAAAUUCAAAGUUAGAGGAAUCCCAGCUGUGGUGGCCAUUGGGCCUAGUGGAAAGACACUGAGUACACAAGCGAGGCAGCUAUUACAAGCCCACGGUGCAGAUGCCUAUCCCUUCACUGAAGAGCACUUGGAGAAAUUGGAUGAAAUGCUGGAGGAUAUGGCGAAGGGGUGGCCUGAGAAAGUGAAACACGAACUUCAUGCAGCUCAUGAGCUGAUAAAAGCUCGAAGGAAUGGUGGGUAUGAGUGUGAUGCGUGCAAAGAGAUUGGUCAAGCUUGGUCUUUUUACUGCGAGCAGUGCGACUUUGAUCUCCACCCGAAGUGCGCUCUUAAAACAGAUACAAAAGAGGGGGGGAAAACAAAGGAGGGUUGGACUUGUGAGGGAGAUGUCUGCCGUAAGACAUGAGAAAGGAUCAACAUACAUAGACAAAUGUAUUUACGCCCUAUAAUUUGGCUUGUGUAAUCAGGUAUCUGUGUCUGUAUCUUGUGCUAAUCCUAUCUAUGGACGCCAGUUUUACGUGUGGCGGUGUUGGCUAAGUUUUUGGGAAGUGGUAUGUGAAGACCUGUUGGUUCAUGAUAUUGGAAUAACUCUUUUUGUAUGAAGCUUGUUUUGUGAUUCAGGCUUGGGACUAAUGCUAGCUUGUUGAUGUUUUUCA
This is a messenger RNA of Rhododendron vialii, 3910 nucleotides long. RefSeq lists its product as uncharacterized. Lineage: Eukaryota; Viridiplantae; Streptophyta; Magnoliopsida; Ericales; Ericaceae. The coding region runs from base 199 to 3660 and encodes 1153 amino acids. The transcript is spliced from 8 exons. The record is from RefSeq and is a predicted model, not a curated record. Gene Ontology annotation, molecular function: thioredoxin-disulfide reductase (NADPH) activity.